AUGGAGAGAGGUCUAGAGGAAGGUGACGUAUCAUCACCUGCUGAUUCAGAAGCACUCCAAUUUGAUGAUGACACUUUACGAGGUGAGGAGAGAAAUGCUCUUUUUUUAAUUUCAUAAUACAUUGUCAAGAAGAGAAAAAAUUUGCAUUCCGUUACACAGAAGAUCUCUACCUAUUCACAGAUACAUUUUGCCAAAGUGUGAGACCUAAUAUAAUUGUUACAAGGGAAAACCCUGGUCAGGGGUCAGAGACCAACAUGCAGCAAAUAUAUUCUCGUUUUUAGAAGGAAAGUUUUAAAAAAUUACUUAUUUAUAAUUUGCUGCGUUAUAGCAAUUGCAGAGGUUUACAAAAAUGAAGGUAACGAUGAGUACAACAAGAAGAAUUUCCACAACGCCAUUAACUACUACACAGACGGAAUUAAAGUAAACUGCAAGGAUAAAGAACUGAACGCCAAUCUGUACAGUAACAGGGCAGCAGCAUAUUUUAAUGUGGGUGAGUAGUUGCUAUUAUAGUUUAGUCAAGAAAUGUAUAAUGUUUUAAUAAGACUUUUAUGCUCCAUGUUCCUUUAGAUAGUAUUAUUGAGUCAGUUAUUGCUGUUGGUGGAGUCUUGCUUUGGGUGAGCUCUGUUUGCUGGGAUACCCAAUAAUGACAAUUCCAGUUUGGGAUAAAAUUUGGCCUCAAGAGUGGCCGUUUAUUUCAUUUAAGCAUAUCAAGCUAGGAAAGUCCAGAUACACAAGAAGAUUUAUCCCAGCAAAGGUGAGGGCACACCCGCCACAGCCCGGAGCAAGAAACGAGUGACAGGGCAGCCCCACCCGAGGCCAAAGCAAGAGAACCACCAACAAAAACCUUAGUAAUCUAGAAGCAAAAUGUACAAGUGUAGCUAUAAAAAUGGAUCAAUUAUGUCAUAGGAAAGGUGCAAGGUUAAAUGAAUGAGAUUGCUUAAUUGCCCCUACUGGAUUACUAUUUAUCACCAGGUCCCUAUUGCCAGACCUAUGGGUUGUUCACUCAGAUUGAGAUAAUCCAGGAUUAGCACUAAAUUGACUUGACACCUGCACGUUAACCACUUAAGGCUAAUACCACAGUGUUAAUACUAUUUGCCCAUAAUUAAUCAAAAAUAGACGUUCUUAAACAACUAAUAAUAAGAAAAUUGAGAAAAUUGAAAAUAAUUUUGAAGGAAGGAAAAAGGAAUCCAGAUUAAAUUUAAACCUUGUAUCAUCAAACAUAAUUGUCCUAUACCGGUACUUAAAUAGCUCACUGAUGUAACUGAUUAAAGUGAAAUCCAUGAGAUGGCUGUAUGGCCCCUGCACACACAGUCACACAGAAUUAUACCUAUCAAUACUCUGAAAUAGCUCACUGAUGUAACUGAUUAAAGUGAAAUCUGUGGGAUGGCUGUAUGGCCCCUGCACACACAGUCACACAGAAUUAUACUUAUCAAUCGUCUGAAAUAGCCUACUGAUGUAACUGAUUAAAGUGAAAAUCUGUGGGAUGGCUGUAUGGCCCCUGCAGACACAGUCACACAGAAUUAUACUUAUCAAUAGUCUGAAAUAGCUCACUGAUGUAACUGAUUAAAGUGAAAAUCUGUGGAAUGGCUGUGUGGCCCCUGCACACACAGUCACACCGAAUUAUACACUUAUCAAAAGUCUGAAAUAGCUCAAAGAUGUAAGUGAUUAAAAUGAAAUCUGUGAGAUGGCUGUAUGGCCCUUGCACACACAGUCACUCAGAAUUAUACUUAUCAAAAGUCUGAAAUAGCUCACUGCUGUACAGUAACUGACUAAAGUGAAAUCCGUGUGAUGGCUGUAUGGCCCUUGCACACAUGCACAGUCACACAUAAUUAUUAUACUUAUUGAAAGUCUGAAAUAGUUCACUCCUGUAAGUGAUUAAAAAGAAAUCUGUGGGAUGGCUGUAUGGCCCUUGUACACACAGUCACACAGAAUUAUUCUUAUUGAAGUCUGAAAUAGCUCACUGAUAUAAAAUAACUGAUUAAAAUGAAAUCUGUUGGAUGGCUGUAUGGCCCUUGCACACACAGUCGCACACAAUUAUUCUUAUCAAAAGCCUAAAAUAUGUAGCUCACUGAUGUACAGUAACUGAUUAAAAUGAACAUGAUCUGUGAGAUGGCUGUAUGGCCCCUGCUCACACAGUCACCCUGAAUUAUACUAAUAACAAUUCUGAAAUAACUUGCUGAUGUAACUGGUAAAAAUAAAAAUCUGUGAGAUGGCUGUAUGGCCCCUGCUCACACAGUCAUCUUGAAAGUGUAGAGUUAUUGCCCAAGCCGAAAUCGCCUAGGAAACUAACAGCUAAAUUAAGUGAAUAAUUUUAUUUAAUAAGAUGGGCCGGAUGGCCUUGACUCAUGCAGUGAGAAUUCUAUGUAUGACCAUGUCGCUGUCCAUCUGUCUGCAUUGUGUACCGGUAAAUGCAAGUACCAUAUGGCGUACUAUAUACUUGAGCAGGAAUUAUGUGAUGUAGCCCAGAGAUGACAAGCAAGAUAACACAAACCAAACAGUUCACACCCAACCACAGUUUAUCAAUAUCCAGCAUUAAGCCAAGGUUGCCUGUGCUGCCUAAUUAGCUGUCGAUGCCACAUACUGAGGGAAGCAGCAGCUGGUCUUGCAUAGCCAUGCACUAUUAAAUGCAACUCCUGGAGAACUGAUCAGCAGAACAUGUACAACGUAACUACAUGUAUGUUGAAUUGAAUUGACGACCCACAGAGGAUGCAGAGCUACAGGUGUUCACUCUCUCAAGAGAGUACUCUGCCCAAGACCACUUCAUUGAAAACAUGUCCGUGAAAGUGAUGAAUUGCCUGCAUAUACCCUAGCACCUGCAAUAAAAUGAAAAACUAUAAAAACGAACUUUUGUAAACAGGCUAGAAUGUGCUGCCAUUGAUAAACAACGCAUAAACCAUCAAUGAAUCCAUUAGGAUCCCCAAAACGAGCUGAUUCAACGGUAAAUUCCUCAAAAAGAACAACAAAGUUAAAAGUAAUGAAGUGAUGUGGUGAGGGAAGCAUAAGCCUUUUGUCCCCUCACAACAAACAUGGGACUAUAACCAGAGAUAAAAUUAAUCUAGCUGCAUGUACCUGUAAACUAAAAUAGUGGAUUACACAAUUAAAGAAUAAAAAGUUGGCAUAAAAGGUAAAAAAAAUGAGAAUGGUAAAUUCAAACCAAAUAAUAUUUGCAUCAGGUUCCCUAGACACAAAUACAAAUGGAACUGAAUCACACACAUAUCCUGCAAACAAAUCAAAUAUGCAGUACAAACAAGAGCAACGUGUGUCUACAACAAUGAGGACCAAAGCCUCAAACUGAGGAACAUAGCCUCAAUAAUAUUACCGGUACAUAACAAUGAUGAGGAGGAAGCCUUGAGCUAAAAUCCAAGGACAAAGUUUCAAAAUAACCUAUGAGGACAAAGCCUCAACAUAAAUUGUGAAGACAAAGCCCCAAUAUAAAAUAGGAGGAUGAAGCCUCAUUGUAAAAUAUGAGGAUACUGAGCUUCAAGAAAAAUCAGAGGAUGAAGCUUUAAAAUAGAAUAAUUUAUGAGGAGGACGUUACAAUUAUUAUAAACCUGCAAAGAAAUAAAUAGUAUUGCAGUGCCCCAAACAUUGAUCACCCCUGAGGGAAGGAAUAUAACAGAGGCUCUAACAGUUAGCACCAUAAAAAGGGGGUGGCUGAUGCUCACAUAACAAGUAACAACACCACCGUGGUGAACAGUUAGCACCAUUCUAAACAGGGUGGCUCAAACAGUUAACACCCGAAUAAGACUAAUAGCAUGAUGGCUUGAACAGUUAGCACCAUAGAAAAUAGGGUGGCCCAAACAGGUAACAUCCGUGAAAGAACUAACCAUAAUGGUGGCUUGAACAGUAGCAUCAUAGACAAUAUGGUGGCUCAAACCGUUAACACCCGUGAAAAAGCUAAGAACAUGGUGGCUUGAACAGUUAGCACCAUAGAAAAUACUGGGUGGCUGAAACAGUUAACACCCGCAAAAAAGCUAAGAACAUGGUGGCUUGAACAGUUAGCACCAUAGAAAAUACUGGGUGAACAGUAGCAUCAUAGACAAUAGGGUGGCUCAAGCAGUUAACACCCGCAAAAAAGCUAAGAACAUGGUGGCUUGAACAGUUAGCACCAUAGAAAAUACUGGGUUGCUCAAACAGUUAACACCCGCAAAAAAGCUAAGAACGUGGUGGCUUGAACAUUUAGCACCAUAGAAAAUACUGGGUGGCUCAAACAGUUAACACGCGCAAAAAAGCUAAGAACAUGGUGGCUUGAACAGUUAGCACCAUAAAAAAUGCAGGGUGGCUCAAACAGUCAACACCUGCAAAAAAGCUAUCAACAUGGUGGCUUGAACAGUUAGCUCCAUAGAAAAUACUGGGUGGCUCAAACAGUUAACACCCGUGAAAAAACUAAGAACAUGGUGGCUUGAACAGUUAGCACCAUAGAAAAUACUGGGUUGCUCAAACAGUUAACACCCGCAAAAAAGCUAAGAACAUGGUGGCUUGAACAUUUAGCACCAUAGAAAAUACUGGGUGGCUCAAACAGUUAACACGCGCAAAAAAGCUAAGAACAUGGUGGCUUGAACAGUUAGCACCAUAGAAAAGACUUGGGUGGCUCAAACAGUUAACACCCGCAAAAAAGCUAAGAACAUGGUGGCUUGAACAGUUAGCACCAUAGAAAAUACGGGGUGGCUCAAACAGUUAACAACCGCAAACAAGCUAAGAACAUGGUGGCUUGAACAGUUAGCACCAUAGAAAAUACGGGGUGACUCAAACAGUAGCUUGCGUAGCAAGCGUUUCCAAUCGAGUUAUUGCGCGAAAGUUAGAGCGGAAGCGAAAAAAAGCCUGUCCCAGCUUUCUAGACAAACCUCGCAAGGAAACGCUUGCUACGCAGGCUACUCAAACAGUUAACACCUAUGAAAGAACUAAAAAUCAUGGUGGCUUGAACAGUAGCACCAUAGACAAUAGGGUGGCUCAUGAUCAAACCGUUAGCACCUGCCUGUGAAAAAGCUAACAACAUGGUGGCUUGAAUAGUUGGCACCAUAGAAAAUAGGGUGGCUCCAAGAGUUAACACCCGUGAAGAACUACUCCAGUGGAGGAACAAAUCCUCACAAUGAAAAACACUGGCAACAGAAUGUCGCCGACAGUGAGUAAAGGAAAACAACAGAACAUGACGAUACACCACGUAACAUGACAUACAAAACCGACCUCUGAACAGCACACAAGAACCCUAAUGAAAUUAUGCUCAUACCUCUGUCAGAUAUCUUUUAAUAAUGGUUGCAAUGCCGGUAAUUUCUAAAACCUUGUAAAUGCAUUGAGGGAAUGGAACAUAAAGUUUUAGCUGGUAGGGUUGGAUAAUGUAUCGGUUUUUUUUGUUUUGUUUUGUUUUGUUUUUUUGGUUUUCUGAUAAUAAUUAAAGGUUACAAGUAAGCUCACUCAGAGUCCAAAGGUCAAAAAUGCUCAAACGUGCAAAAUUGUAACUUCAGAAUAUCAAUAAAAUAAAGUGCCUUUACAAAUCAUAACACAGCUAAGAUUAUGAAUAAAGGGAUUCAUUACUGAGCUGGUGUAAACAAAUAUUUCAAAUUAAAUAUCGAUCGAGUGAUAUUUUGCGCUAGUUGGCACUAGCGAUACAACUAGCUGAAGUAGCAACACGAGGUACAACGAAGUAUGAACAACGAACAGAAUAGCAUACACGCCAGUGUAACUACCAACAUUUAACUGGCCGAUUGAAUGAAGAAUUCGAUUUUAUAUUAGCAUAAACGACCGUAACGUGUAUCAAUUCCCGCAAUCAACAAGACGAUCGUGUGCACGCACAUCAUCUCAGAUUAGACUACGAGUAGUCCCCCAUUUUUCCUCAGGGAUAGUAGAGCGAGCGAAACGCGAAACGCGAGCGCCCGUGAAAAUCACCCCACGCGAGAAAAGGCGACACGCGGCGGGGAGAGAGAUAGGGUUAAGAAUCCCAACUGGCCGGAGGCAAACCACCUGGCUAUUUACAAGCAUGGCAGCACAGGUAGCCCAAGCUCGAAAUAUGAGCAUCGGCGAGCAUCGGCAUUGUUGCGUAACAUUCGAAAUAUAAGGAUUUGUAUGGGGGAAAAAAACCUAUCGUUUCUGUAACCUACGAAAGUGAAGGAUUUCAAUAAAAAACAGCUUACCUUACUUAAAAUGUGUGUUGAGUCUCUCCUAUGUGGUCCACGGGCCGAUUUAUGGCCGUUUUAUGGGUUUUUAUGUAGAGAGAAAACCGUUUACAUAAAAACCCAUAAAACGGCCAUAAAUCGGCCCGUGGACCACACAGGAGAAACGUAACACAUAUUUUAAGUAAGGUAAGCUGUUUUUUAUUGAAAUCCUUUCAUUUUCGUAGGUUGCAGAAACGAUAGGGUUUUUUUCCCAUACAAAUCCUUAUAUUUUGAAUGUUACGAAACAAUGCCGAUGUUCGCCGAUGCUCGUAUUUCGAACUUAGGCUACCUGUGAUCAGGUGAUGGCAGAGGAUUUGAACUCGGGACUACCGAGAACAAAUCCCGAGCUAGCGGUCGGGGCGGGACUUGAACUCGGGGCCUCCAAAUUGCAAGUCCAGCGCUCUAACCGCUCGGCAACGCUGCCUGAAAGAGCGGAUCUAAAGUUACUAUUGCUGCUCACUCUUUAUGCAGGAGGCGCAAGCGUGGCCGAUUCAGGCGCUACGCUUACCGUGUUCAAAUCCUAGACCACAAUUGUAAAUAGCCAACUGGUUUGCAUCCGGCCAGAUGGCAUCCUGAACCCUAAUAUGAUUUAUCUGAAUUGUUCGCUUUGCCCCACAAGCUUUCCCACUACAUAAUAACGAAGGUGAAUAAGGGAAUCGAAUAACGAUGCAAACUAUGUUUAUGGUAAGCUGCUUUAGGGGGCAGACUACGUUCAACUGCUGCUUGGCAUAUUUGACUAUAGUAACCGUUCAAUAUUCGAACUGGACCUGAUAUGCGGCCAAUCCCACAAUUGUUUCGGCUCCAGAAAAAUUUGGAAGGAGCCACCACAAUGCGAGCAGAAUUACUGACACGGCAGACUGCUAAGGAAAACAACAUAAAAUAAAUGUAAUCCGUUAUACCCAGUAAAACGAUGGGAACGUGUCAAUUAAACAGCCUUUCUUGUGUGUAAUUGUUUGUCUGCGUUUAUUCUUUUGUAGGGAUCUACACUGAAACACUGAAUGAUGCAAAAAUUGCCAUCAACUUGCAACCAUAUUUUUCAAAAGCAUUUGUCCAAGGUAAAUAAACUCAAAGAUCCAUCGCUAGUGUUUCUAUCCAGACCACGAUUAUUGAUUUGGUUAUCGCUAUCAAACUCUUCAACGCAGACAGGCUGGAAGAAAACUCCCCUCUGAUACUGUUAUCGACCUUGGGGUUGUUAAUAAUGUCCUUAUCUUCCUUGUUCGCAAAUUUGGUGCUCUCAUAGCAGCGUUAAUUAAGCCGUUUGGCUUAAAGUUGGUAGUGUUGAUAAUAUAGUAUAGUAUUCACUAUAGAGAUGGACCUUUAGAAAAUUAAUAGGGAAUGGAGAAUUGUCAAACCGGAUGAAUUUUUCUUUGUAAGGCAAUAACUCUUGCGGCAAUUAUCAUCUCUUGACGUCAAAAACAUCUACGCUUCUAUUGCGUUGAGACAACUUCAAGUCAGUGUCAGGGUUGGUGAAUGAUAAUGAGAAAAUUUGUAGAAGUACGCACUAAAUCAAUUAAUCCUCUGACCUUGUUUUUAUGAGGGUGUGUGACUUGUGAUCACUUGUCUUUUGCAUGUAGGUGGUAAACGUCUCUCUUGAUCCUAAAAUAUUGUUCUUUAGGUAGCAGAACGGCUUUUGCGUGUGGCAAUUUUUAGUUGCUUUUGUAGCUCAAAUUGGUUAAAGCUGAAUUGUAAUUAAAACAGAGCUUUUUUUGUUUUCAGGUGCAAGUGCCUGCGUUCAGCUGAGACAUUUUAACGAAGCCAUCACUUGGUGUGAUAAAGGAUUAACAGUAUCCUUUUCUGUAGGUAAUACUGAGAGAUGUCCAGUAAUGAAAUUGAAUUUCAUUAUAUUCCAUUCAUCCAUUAGACAGAUUCCAUUUAUUUCGAUUCUAUGUAAUACGAUUUUACAAGGCUUACAUUCUGCCCCAUCUGGCCAGUGCUGUGGACCGUUCUUAUAAUUGUCAAUUUUUGUAAGCUUUUCAUGUUUACGUUGAUAGAUAAGCAAUUGUUCUUGUGGUAAAGAUCAUUUCGUUUCAAUCCUUUAUUUUUUUCUGAUCAACGAAAAUGUCUCUUGUGUCCGCCCACGCGCGUCUCGAAAUCGUACCUCAGCAAACUUGUUAUCCUUCAAAAACGCGCUCUUCGAUUACUUUGCUCCCAGUUAUCCUCAUUCUUGUCCUGUUUUCAUGAAAGCAAAUAUUUAACUCUAAGAAUGAUAUAUUUUAUUGUAACCUGGCGAAUUUGAUGCUUGAUAUUUGUAAGCGACUAGCCCCUUCGCUGUUAGGAAAUGUUUUCACUAGAUCAAAUGAAAUUUUCAGAUAUAAUACGAGGCACGCUACUAAAGGUAAUAAUUGAAAGAAGUAAAGAUGGAAAUUUUCAAAUGUUCAUUUUCAAGAACUAGAGCAAAAGUAUGAAACCUAAUUCCUCCUUACUGGAGAGACACUUCUAAAUCCAUUUUUAAGAGAAAAAUUCGCGGAUUUCAGUUGGAUACUCUUUUGGAUAGGGAUGACUAGGUUGAAGUGGACACUUUAGUUCAAAGACAACACCCAGGCUCUUCAAAAUAGAUGUAAGGUAUUUAAUUAAGUUUAACAAUCUCAGCUAUGAACCUGAUAUAUGGCCUCGCUCUCCUUGAGUUCUCCGUAGCUCAAGUAGAUAGAGCGCCCGCCCGGUGUUUGGGAGGUCAUAGGUUCGAAUCGUGUCGGGGACUCAGAUUUUUUCUUUGUUCCACGCUCGUGAUAUGAUGAUUAUUUCAUUUUCACAAUUCUCAGCUAAUAAUUUAGACCGCGCAGGUAUCAAGUUUUGUUCUCUUUGCCAUAUUAUUAUGGCUAGUUUUUCAGUCUUUUCGUUUUUGACUAGUCCACUUUACCACCCGCCUCGAUUAGCAAGUAGAGUGCUCGGCUUGCUCUGCGCUUCGCUCAUCGAUUUUUAUUUUUCGCUUUUCCCCCACUGUGGAGCCUGGUCCCAGGCAAGAUGGGAGGCAGCGUGGCCGAGUGGUCAGCGCGUCGGACUCGCAAUCUCGCGGUGCCGGGCUCGAGUCCUCCUGUGGCCACUUGCUGGAUUUGCUCUCUGUCGUUCCGAAUUCAGAUUCUCGGCCACGCUUGUAAAUAGUCAACUGGUUGCUGCCUCCUGCCGGUUGGGGUUUUUACUCCUGUUAUGUUCUGUUUGGAUCCGGAUUAUUUGUUUCUAAUUACCGUAUUUAUUCGAAUAAGCGCCCAACCUCGAAUUAGCGCCCACCUGGAAUAAGCGCCCAUCCUUAAGGCAGGAAAAGUUAAUAAGCGCCCAGCCUCGAAUAAGCGCCCAGCCUCGAAUAAGCGCCCACCCCCUCCUCCUCCCAAACAAACUCAAAAAAGCGCUCACCCCAACCCCACCCACUUGAGUGAAUAAAUUCUAAUAAGAGACUUCCCGGAGGACGGAGUUUUCUUCUGAGUAUUAUACAGAAACCUUUCUUUGUUACUUCUCCACGUUUUGUUAUUAGCAUUUAUUGUUUUGUUGCAAAAUAAACAUACUUCACUUGCUGAAAAUAGUGAAAAUUUAAUUAGCGCCCAGCCUCGAAUAAGCGCCCACCUUGAAUAAGCGCCCACUCUCAAGGUCCAAAAAUUUAAUAAGCGCCCAGGGCGGUUAAUCGAAUAAAUACGGUAUCUGAGUGGAGUGCCUGUAAACUAGCUGGAUAAGCUAAGUGCACUUUUCAUUGAAACUUUAAGUCCAGUUCUGGCCCCUCUCUCUCUGUCACGCAACGCCGGGGACAAUUGUUUGCGCAUGUCAGCAUGCGCAGUAGUUUUAGCUACUUUUCUAGCUAAUUGCCACUGCGCAUGAGUGUAUCUAGAAAACCACAGUGCUUCAACAUGGCGGUUCAUUGUCACUCGUUAGUGAAUGAAAAGUACGGAGAAAUGUUUCCUGAAUAUGGUAGGGGUUUUAUCGGUGCAUUAAGUUCGGCCAUUUCAUUUUGUGGACUGAAGUUUCUUCUUAAAAAGGAACAAAUUCACGCUGUCCACGAUUGUCUGAAGGGAACAGACGUGGUUGUAAAUUUGCCCACUGGCUAUGGUAAAAGUCUGUGUUACGCGUUGUGUCCUCUUAGUACCGAUAAUUUUCGCGGUGUCACGAGAAAGAAGCAAAGGAGCAUUCUCGUUUUACACCUGUCUUUGUUUCCGUUGCCAACUUUCGUCGGAGUUUAUUCUGCCAUCGCAUCACGAUAAUUACGGUCUGCUUCACCGCUUCUAAAACUUCGCGCCAGUUUUUCAUACGCGACAUGGAGCGUAACAUGUCUGCUGUGAUUGGUUUAUUUAGGACAUGCGCAAACAAUUGUCCCUGGACCCUCUCUCCCGGCGUUGCGUGACAGAGAGAGAGGGGCCAGAACUGGACUAUAGAGUGUUGGGUAUAUCAUCAGGGAAACGUGCUUCAAAUAAUAGACAGAUUGUGAAAAUUAUUUACCAAUUUAACUUGUGAAAGAUGGACCAGAAAAACCAGAAGUUGCUGGAAAUACGAAAUGGGUCUGUAAGAAAACAAAAGGAAAUGAAAGAUAAUUACAGAGAAGAGGUGAGUAUAAUGGAGAAACUACCUUAG
Molecule: messenger RNA, 10700 nt
Organism: Porites evermanni
Lineage: Eukaryota; Metazoa; Cnidaria; Anthozoa; Scleractinia; Poritidae
Source: the annotation of a GenBank genome assembly